Molecule: messenger RNA, 1193 nt
Organism: Gasterosteus aculeatus aculeatus (three-spined stickleback)
Lineage: Eukaryota; Metazoa; Chordata; Actinopteri; Perciformes; Gasterosteidae
Gene: camkmt
Product: calmodulin-lysine N-methyltransferase
Cellular component (GO): cytoplasm
Molecular function (GO): calmodulin-lysine N-methyltransferase activity
Source: RefSeq, a predicted model, not a curated record
ACAGUGAAGCAUAUCUGCGAACGUUUCAGCGUUUGGAGUUGUUUUGAGAAAAAAGAACCCUUAUUUUUAUACAACCGCAUUUCUACCGAUAACUGUGACAACCGUUCAGCCAGUAAACUAGUUUACAGAUUUCCCCCCUGCACAUACAUUCGAAGAUAAAAUGGAGAGGGACUCAACCGGUACUGCAGAAAAGACCGAGCCGGCUUCGCCUUUGGGGAAAAAUAUGAAUCAAGACACCUGCGCAGCUAAUUCCAACUGCGCCCUGGAUGAGACGUGCGGUACUACCGAUGUCGCAAAGGCCAGGUGGACUCUCCUCAGACAGGUGUUGCGUCAGAAGCAGGCGGACACUCCGGAGGUCAAACAGGUGUCUGUCCGCAGGUUCGCAACAUUUGACCUUUUCAGCAGAAAAAGGCUUCUGACACAAGACUCCAGCGAUAACUCCGAUGACCAGUGGGUGGAGUACAGAAGUGUCUACUUUCCCGAAUACAGCUCCUUGCUCAGGGAUAACCUUGGGCCCAUCCGAGUCAAUGAAGUGCUCAACAGCUUUGACAACACCGGUAAUGUCUGUGUGUGGCCGUCCGAGGAGGUGAUGGCUCAUUACUGUCUGCAGAAACACCACAUGUUCAAGGGUGCAGUGUGUGAGUUGGGAGGAGGUAUGACGUGUCUCGCUGGGCUCAUGGUUGCCAUUUGUGCUGACGUGAGGGAAGUUCUGCUAUCUGAUGGGAACGAGAAGUCCAUUCAGAAUGUUCGACGGCUGGCCGAAAGAAACAGGCGGGCUGGAAAGUUCGGGUCGACGCAGGUAUCUGCGAGGGUGCUGAGGUGGGACUCUGAUUCAGACAUUUCGGCACUGGAGGGUCACUUCGACAUUGUCAUGUGUGCAGACUGUUUGUUUCUCGACCAGUACAGAGCCAGCCUGGUCGAUGCUAUAAGGAGAUUACUGCGACCCAAUGGCAUGGCGGUGGUGUUUGCCCCACUGCGGGGGGAAACGCUGAGACUGUUUUGUCAACUGGCCCAGCAGGCCGGACUCUGUGCCUCUCAACACCAGCAGUACGACGCUCAGGUCUGGGAUGUUCACCUGAAGAUGCAGACCGAGGGAAAAGACGCAUACGAUGAGAACAUCCACUAUCCUCUCCUCAUCACCUUGACCAAAGGACCUCAACCUGUCAGCCACACUCAGUAACCCCCCCCCCCCC